Molecule: messenger RNA, 1308 nt
Organism: Batrachochytrium dendrobatidis JAM81
Lineage: Eukaryota; Fungi; Chytridiomycota; Chytridiomycetes; Rhizophydiales
Exons: 5
Coding region: 1-1308 (435 amino acids)
Biological process (GO): siRNA processing; piRNA processing; RNA methylation
Cellular component (GO): nucleus; cytoplasm
Molecular function (GO): O-methyltransferase activity; RNA methyltransferase activity
Source: RefSeq, a predicted model, not a curated record
AUGAAUUUGGAUAUGGAAAUCACCGACUCUGAUAUUAGAGUUGUUUCCAAGUGCAUGGAUCAAGUCUGUGACAUUGGAUGUGGAGAAGGUGCAUUACUACAGAUACUACUCAAUGACACUCAGUUUACAUACUUGGCUGGCGUGGACGCCGAUUCGAAUGUUCUGUCUGGAUGCCACUACGCAUGUCAGCCUUCAGAAAUGGAUCAUGCCUACUUGAGAGAACUCCCCGUAGAGCUAGACCUGUUCCAUGAUGGAAAUUGCAGCAGCCACGUAUUUAUCCUGAAAUGCUCUGUAUUAGGAUCGCUGGAUCAACCAGAUGAGCGAUUUGUGGGAUUUGAUGCUAUGACGUGUCUAGAAGUAAUAGAACAUCUGGAUCCCCCUGUCCUUGCGACAUUUCCUGCAAUUGUACUGGGAUUAUACCGACCCAGUCUGCUGAUAGUAUCUACUCCCAAUGCAGAGUACAAUGUAUAUUUUUCCGAAUUGCAGUAUGGAACUUCCAAUUCAAAGUUUCGUCACGACGAUCACCGAUUUGAAUGGGAUCGUCCAGCGUUUCAAGAAUGGGCAACUACCAUUGCAAGCAAGUAUGGAUACAAUGUAACAUUCACGGGAGUUGGUAUAGAGCCUAUGGAUAUCAGGAAAAAGAUUCACGAUGUUGGCUUUUGUUCACAAUUUGCUAUAUUCUGCAAAAAAGAGGAUGUAUUGUUUCCAUCACUGACUUUUGAUUAUUUUGCUCAACUGGGAGUAUCUCCACCUCAAAUCCGAUUUGCACAUGUGUCACGUACCACUUUUCCGUACUUUGAAGAGACUGGAUUUACAGAUGCAAACAUUAUUCAAGAGAUACAAGAUCGAGUGCCAUAUCUCAUUACGCCUCCAAAAGAUUCCUCUUGUUUAGUGAUUCCUUCAGGCUCCAUCAUUGAAGUUGAUGAACUCUGGAGCAUGCUGCGAAUUCGACAGAUCUGCAAAACACGUACCAGAUUGAUCGAUGCUCUUAGAUCAACAAAUGCAAACAAAAUAUUUGAGUUGUCUGCAGAUGGUCAGAAAAUAGCUGUCAUGUAUGAAGUUCCUGUAAUCGAGUAUACUCCAUGGGUAUCGCCAACUUCAACCGCGUCUAUAGUUUCUGAUGAAGAAUUGGCUACAAGCUCAGAUGAUGACUGCAAAGAAGUAAAACAAUUCAAGAAUUUAAAACUGACUGAUAAGGAACUGAAUCCACAGCAUAAUCAAACACAAUUUCAGCAACAGGAAGAUCAGAGUACACAGACAUGGGGUCAAAUGUAUGAGGAUGUUUUAGCCGAUACUGGAACAUGGUAA